Molecule: messenger RNA, 954 nt
Organism: Monoraphidium neglectum
Lineage: Eukaryota; Viridiplantae; Chlorophyta; Chlorophyceae; Sphaeropleales; Selenastraceae
Exons: 3
Coding region: 1-954 (317 amino acids)
Molecular function (GO): protein binding
Source: RefSeq, a predicted model, not a curated record
AUGUUUGACGCCCCUCCCGCGCCCGCCGCGGCGUGCGCGGGCGCGCGGGGCGCGGGCUGUGCCGCCAACAACACCGCGCACCCGCUCACCUGCACGCAAGGCGCCGGCGGCGACGCAGGGGCCGGGUUUGACAGCGGCGAGACCAACGCGAGCGACCUCAGCAACUCGGCCUCCGGCGCCAACAACGCCGCCGCGCAUCGCAGCAGCGGCGCCAACGCGCAGCCCCGUGGCGGCAACACCGGCGGCGGCAGCGGCGGCCACCGUCACGCGCGCCCCAGCGGGUACCGGCGCCUGUGGGCCGCGGUCUGCGGCCCCGACGGCGCCCCCGGCGGCGACCGCGGCGGCGGCGGCGCCUUCGGCCACCGCGGCGGCUCAGACCCCGGCGCGGCCGCCGCGUCGUGGCGCGACGUCUCUGUUGAGGAGCUCAUCCGCGGCGUGCAGGCGCUGCCCGCGUCGGCACCGGCCGGGGACGCGGUGCGGGCGGGGCUCGCCUACCUGGACAGCCGCGCGUUUGCCGCACUCCUGAAGGGCCUCUCCAAGGCUGGCCUGGGCAACCGGGCCAUGGAGCUUUUUGAUGAUGUCAGGCGCGUGCCCUUGGAUAAUAAUCCAUGCACUGGCAGCCGGUCCCUGGAGAAUUCAAACGAGCUGUCGCACCUCGCUGACGUGUACACCUACACCACCGCCAUCAGCCAGUGCUCGUCGCACCACCAGCUGCGGCGCGCGCUCGAGCUCGUUUCCGAGAUGCGCGCCCGCAAGGUCGCGCUGAACGUGCACACCUACAGCGCCCUGCUCAACGUGUGCCUCAAGUGCAACGAGCUGGACCUGGCACUGGACAUCUACCAGCAGGCGCGCCUCACGUUUGAUCAUGUGUCUUUUUGUGAGAAGGGGGUUCUUGGGGGGAGUUGCAAGGCACCGACUGGGGUGGGGGCGGGGGAGGGGAGCGGUGAAACGUAG